This is a messenger RNA of Hibiscus syriacus, 959 nucleotides long. RefSeq lists its product as uncharacterized. The transcript is spliced from 2 exons. Lineage: Eukaryota; Viridiplantae; Streptophyta; Magnoliopsida; Malvales; Malvaceae. The record is from RefSeq and is a predicted model, not a curated record. Bases 235 to 681 code for a protein of 148 amino acids.
CUUCGUAUUUCGUUAAAAGAAACCCCCUGGAAAAUAGUACUUCUCCAAACACGGAUAGAGGGGGUGAACAGUCCUGCUAAUACAAGGUUUUACGGUUUCCUACUCCCAUCUCUCUUUAUAUCUUCUAUCCUCUCUUUUUUUUCUUUAUAAAUCCCUAAUCACAAACUUUCCCAAUUCCCAUUCCUUUGAUUCUUAAGCCAAUCCAAUAUUCGGUCUGCAAUUUCCCAAGUGAGAAUGCAAGAUCCAAGGAUGCCACCAUCUGAGGAAGAUUUGAACCCUAAAAUGCGGAAAAAGAAAAGCUCCACUAAGAAAGCACCCAUGCUUUCGUCAGAAAGAAACGAGACUACAGGGGCUCAGCAUGUACAGGGAUCCCUACCAUCAAGAAAGGGGAAGAAGACACCGAAAAGGAACAUGAAGAACGAAAUGUCUCCAAUAUUUCAGCAACCCGAGAGAUCCAACUCAGAUUCAUUACCAGACUCUUCUACAUCUGGAAAUGAAUACCGUGCACUGAGGCGCAAGUAUUUGCUACUGGAGGAAGGAAGCUUUACAUUGGGUAAAGAGCUUAAAGAAGUUGAAGAUGAGGUCAAGUCUCUUGAAGAUGAGAAGCAUGCCCUACUGGAUCAACUUGUUGUAUUAGAAGGUCUAAUAGAUCCUUCAGAAAUGCAAUCCCAUGGUGCAUAGUACAAUAUAUUACUUUUUUGCUUCAUGCUAGUCUAUAUAAUUCGCGCGCUUGUCGAUUGAUAUGGAAGAUGAAUGCUGAAGUAAUCUGAAGCUGCAGAGGAAGUUAAAUGUUUGAUCCACAGUCAUAAUCUUCUUGUAAGUGGUUUAGAAUCUCUUUCAGGCAAAAAAAUGCCGCAAGAAUACUUGGAACUAUUGAGAUGUUUAUCUUGGCCUAAACACAUGAGAUCUUAAAGAGAUUUAUGGGUUAUGUUGCUGCAAUAAUAUAUUAAUUAAUAUUA